Molecule: messenger RNA, 1269 nt
Organism: Dicrocoelium dendriticum
Lineage: Eukaryota; Metazoa; Platyhelminthes; Trematoda; Plagiorchiida; Dicrocoeliidae
Source: the annotation of a GenBank genome assembly
AUGUGGAUCCCUAACUUCGACAUUGAGAACCCAACGGAUGAUGGUAGUCGGAUGGAAUGCGAACCUUUCGGUUUUGAGUGGUGCACUUUCAUGCGUCAACUAGUCGAUACAUGGAAGUUUCCGGUUAUGCAUUUUGGCGUUGUGCUUCCGCCCUGGUUUCUUCUGUCCUGGCUUCGGUGGAUACCUAUGUGUCAAAAGACGAAAGUUGAGUCAUUGGACAACUGUUCGAAUGACAAUCGUCAGUGCUCAGCAACCACGGAUUUCAAAUCCACCAAAAGUGCAGAGGCGCCACUCGACCUCCGAAUGAACAGCCUAGUCCGACACACGUUAGAGGAUACCAAAUAUUUGAUGCCACCGGUCGUUCCCGUUACUUGCUUUGGCUGUUUUGGUCACAGCUCAGAUGUCACUCCUGAUCAACGCACUCCUCAAACCCGACUUACUUGUGGACGAAAACACGAAUCAGGUGACGCAGCAAGCUUCGUCAACUGCCCUACCAAAUCAUUGCCAUCAACACUUGCUAGAAGACCCAAGUUGGCCCAUGGAAAGACCGGCUCCGGCCCCGGUAAACAGCCAGUGACACGGUGCUACCAGUGUAAAAAGUUAUUCCCCACACUACUGGAAUUAAAUGCCCAUUUUGUGCUGGAGCACGCAUGCGUCUUGAGAACGGAAUUGCAACACACGAAGUCAUGGAGGUCGCAUGCACUAGAGUCCUUGUGUGUGACCACGGAGUCAGAAACAGCAGCAACCUCCGGGCCAGCAAACUCUCCAGGCUACCCUUGUCCUUAUUGUGACUACUUUGCUAAGUGGCCAACGGAGCUUCAAAAACACAUUAUGGUGCAUUCGAAGGAACGUCCGCACCGCUGCGUUGUCUGUGGUUUAUCUUACAAAUGGAAAUGGGACCUUGGUCGUCAUUUUGACAAGAGUCACCACAAAGCUAUGAACCCAUACAAAAAGAAUGGAUUUUUUGGCAAGGCUCAUCAUGUACCAUGCAAAAUGGACACUGACUCCAUUGAAGGCCGCAACUUGAAGCAAUCGACCCAGCCCCUUGGUGCGCAGCCACCCCACGAGUUGUUCACUGCCAACGGCUGUUGGUUUUCUUUCAGUUCGACGGGAUCAGUUCCGAUCAAACAGAUUUUGACACAGCAGACGCUAAAUGUGGAUGGUAGUAAUACCGCGUGCGGUAACACUGUUGCAACAAAAUCCAAGGAGUACUUUUUCCUUGCACCUUCGACAGAUCAACGCAGUGGCCACCGUUUCCAUUCCACGUGA